Harpegnathos saltator (Jerdon's jumping ant) is the source of this 863-nucleotide messenger RNA. RefSeq lists its product as uncharacterized. NCBI's taxonomy places the organism in Eukaryota, Metazoa, Arthropoda, Insecta, Hymenoptera, Formicidae. The coding region runs from base 191 to 544 and encodes 117 amino acids. The record is from RefSeq and is a predicted model, not a curated record. The transcript is spliced from 2 exons.
AGUAAUAAAUAUAACUGAGUCCUUUGUUAAACAGUCCUUGUCUUGUUAACAGUCUUGUUAACAGUGUUAAAGAGUCCUGUGUUAAACUUAAGAAUAUAUAGAAUACGUGUGAAUUAGCGACAUAUGUGCAUAGAUAAGCCACAUAUUUAUUACAACAUAUGCAAUAAGUAAAUUACAUAUAUAAUUUCAGAUGGACGUAAAUUUAAAUCAAGAAGAUUCGCCGGUACCAACCAAUUUUGGAAAUUUAAAAAUGGAUGCAACAAAAAAGGAGAACAUUAAACUACGAAAAGAAAUUGAAACGCUGCAAUUUCUAUUAAAGCAACAGCAAGGGAAAGCAAUGCCAACUCCAUUAUCGGCAUCAAAUUCGCCACUGGCACAAAAUAGAGCACAAAAAGAACCGGCACAAGAAGAAGAGAUACUACCAGAAACAUCAAGACCUCCAAGAUGGCAGAAAGCGGGAAGAUCGAAAAGAGAAGGUUAUUGCGGUGACCCGUAUAUCCGCGGAAGAGGCCGUGGUGGUUCAAUAUUCAACUUUUUUUGUUAAUUUAAUUCAACUUCUUUUGUCAAUUUAACUUCUUUUAUUAAUUUAAUUCAUUGUGUAUUUUGUCCCGGUGACGAAAUUGAUGGUGAUGGUAGAAUUAAUGUUGCUCUCCAUUGCUGUUGCUUUAAUAGUAUCACAAUUUUGUUUUGUAGUUUAAUAUUCUUUUGUCGAUUUAACUUCUUUUAUUAAUUUAAUUCAUUGUGUAUUUUGUGCCAGUGACGAAAUUGAUGGUGAUGGUAGAAUUGAUAUUGCUCUCCAUUGCUAUUGCUUUAAUAGUAUCUCAAUUUUGUUUUGUAGUUUAAUAUUCUCCCUUUUAGUUGCG